Molecule: messenger RNA, 897 nt
Organism: Venustampulla echinocandica
Lineage: Eukaryota; Fungi; Ascomycota; Leotiomycetes; Helotiales; Pleuroascaceae
Exons: 2
Coding region: 1-897 (298 amino acids)
Source: RefSeq, a predicted model, not a curated record
AUGGAUUCCGAUACCAUGAAUUCAGACACCAUGGAUUCUGAUAGCAUGGAUCAUGACCCCUUCACGUCAUUUGUCGAGGCUUUGAUUGUGGGAAAGCCACAAACACCAAAGGCCAAAUCCACAAGUAGCGACCGAGUCGACAAGAGCACUCAUGAAACAAAACCAGUAGCCAUGGCAGAAAGGAUCCAGUCACCCCAAGUAGAAAUUCCAAGCAUCCCAGAUCUACAUGUCAAGCCUAACUUGACCCCUCCACAGAGCACUCAUGAUGAAGGUGGCAGACGAAGUGGCAGUCCAGACGAGAAGCUGCUGGCAUCAACACCAAACAUCACAGCUCCUAGCAACACGCAGCUUGAGCCUCUGAAACUAGAAUGCGGCGCAGCUUGGAUCGUGUUGCGUUCUUCACCUCAACAACUCCUCGGUGUAUUUACUUCCGAAAGCGGAGCAAUGCGCUGCGCAGAGUAUUUUGUCAAGCGACAUGGCCACCCUGAAGUUAAGAUUAUUGAUACGGACGUGGACACUGGUUUCUGCCCACCGGAUCGAGCUCAGAGACGGCUUUGGCCUGACGGUGUCUCCGAAACCUCGUUCUAUAUUACGCCAUUCAUGCUCACAACGGUCAAGGUCUUUCAAAGAGCUUUUGCUUCACCACCCAACCCUCCAACCGCCGGAAUUGCCUUUUUGUCACUCGACAGAUCGGAGACCGGCCUUAUAGUUAUAGGAGCUAGCAGAACCAAGACGGAGGCUUGGAAGGAGUGUCGAAGCCAUUUUGCGCAGUUUUCGAGAGCCACAUGGGUAAAAGCGGCAUACUGGGUUGAUGGGAAGGGCAUGCAUCAUAUGAAGGGAUACCUCGACAAUAGAGAGCACCACUGGUGCGUCGAACCCCAUCCUGUUCUUGAGUGA